CCUCAAAAUUCCACCAGGAGAACUUAGUGCACUUUCAUGAACGUUUAAUUAUAUGUUCUUUAAAAAUAAUAUAUUAUUUAAUAUACAUGUAAUUAUGUAUUAUUUAAUAUACAUUUUGUGCUUUUGAAGGAUUCAAAAUAUUUCAUUAGACACUUUGAUUUUAAUUAUUUGAAUUGCUAGAAUGAAUUUUUGAUGUGUAUUAUGUUUAUGUUAACCUCAAAAUUUAUUGAUGUUCUAUAAUAUUUUUUAUUUUAAUUGAUAAUAAAAAACACAGAGUGUACAUUGUGAAAAGAUUUAAUAUUUAGAUAUAUUUUUGGCUUGAUUAUGAAUCCUGACAUUGAGCAAAAGAUUUUCAAAUUUGAAACAUUUGUCAAUGAUGUAUUGAAAGAAGAUCUUGCUCAAUUAGAACAGAAACUUGAUAUUAAAAAUGCAGAUGUUGCCGAAUUUCUUCAAUUAAAGUCUAUGAUAACUACCAUUCAAAAUAAUAACCUUGAUAAAAAUGGAUUUAAAACUCAAGUAGAUAUUGGGCAAAAUUUCUUUAUUGAAGCACACAUUCCUGAUGCUUCUACAAUUCUAUUGGAUAUUGGUUUAGGACAUUAUAUGGAGUUUUCAUUAAAUGAUGCUUUGGCUGUUAUCAGUGUCAGAAUUAAACUUCUAGAACAACAGAUUGAACACUAUCGUAAAGAAAUAGCUAAGAUAAAUGCUCAUAUCAAACUAAUUCUUUUAGGCAUUAGAGAAUUACAAGGAUUUAAAGAUUGAAUAUAAAAUACAUUUUGUAUUAUAUAAUUCUGUGUAAUUUUUCAUCUGUAUAUUUUUACAUACUAUUAUAACUUUUGUACAUAAUAGAGAAUUAAAUAAAUAUUAAAUGAUUUUGAAUAAACAAUUAUGUUUCCCCAUUUUUUAGAAUUCUUAUUUCAUUCUUAAAGUACGCUAUUAAAUUUCAACGAAAUUAUUUCGCGCGAUGAAUUCACGUGUUUAAUCCAAUGUAAAUCGUUCACAAUGUCCCAUCAAUUUCGUACCCCGAAUACCGCGCUUUUGUUUCCUUGUUAAGAGUAAUUGCGUAAAUUUACUAGGACCUUGUGACCCGCUUAUAUAUGAUAGAGGUCAAUCGCAAGCGAAUCAGUGCGUUUUUCGCUUCAGCGUUGAUUUCCCAUUUUCACGACUCUUGCUAACGUGAAGCAUUUGCUUUAAUGUCGGAUUGGCAGAGCAUACCAUGCAUCGAAAGACACAAAGAAUUCCUCGAGAAGAUUACUGCGAUUUUGAUCGACUGCGCCUUCGAAAGUGUAUCCCGUGAAAAUCCAGUGUUGAGAUGGAGGGAACCAAAUCAUUUGCAAAAUAUUAUAAAUUUUAAUUUACAGGAGCAGCCCCGUGAUCAAGAUGAUCUUCUAGAGAUUGUGGCUAAAAUUUUUAAAUACAGCAUUAAGACAGGUCAUCCUUACUUUAUGAAUCAGUUAUUUUCUGGAUUGGAUCCGUACGGUUUAGUCGGACAAUGGCUUACCGACAUAUUAAAUAGUUCAGUAUAUACAUACGAAGUGGCACCGGUUUUAACAUUAAUGGAAAACACCGUUAUUAAAAAACUGUUAAGCAUGUUUUACAAGGAUGAAAAUGGUUCUAUGAUAGGAGAUGGUCUUUUUUGCCCAGGAGGUUCUUUCGCUAAUGGUAUCGCUAUCAACUUGGCACGAUAUUGGUUUAGAAAAAAAAUUCAAAAUAAUAAAAAUAUAUCAUCUACAAAUCUGGUGCUUUUUACAUCUGAAGAUGCGCAUUAUUCGAUUUUGAAGUGGGGAAAUGUUUGUGAUAUAGAAGUGGUUCUCAUAAAAACUGACGAGUAUGGCAGAAUGAAUAUUAAUGAUUUGAAAGUUAAGAUAUUAGAAGAACAAAAAAAAGGAAAUUAUACAUUUUGUACUAUCGCCACUGCAGGAACAACAGUUCUAGGUGCAUUCGAUCCUUUGAUCGAAAUUGCAGAUAUUUGCGAACAAUUUAACAUGUGGUUGCAUGUAGAUGCAGCUUGGGGAGGUGGUUUAAUAUUCAGUAGAAAACAUAGUGUUCUUUUAAGAGGAAUACAAAGAGCAGAUUCUAUCUUAUUUAAUGCACACAAAUUAUUGGCAGUUCCUCAACAAUGUUCUUUACUUUUAACUAAACAUAAAAGCAUUUUUAAAGAAGCACAUUCUAAACAUGUUCCUUAUCUCUUUCAAAAAGACAAAUUUUAUCCUACAGAUUUAGAUGUGGGAGAUAAGUAUUUACAAUGUGGACGCAGACCAGAUGUAUUGAAAUUUUGGUUUAUGUGGCAGGCUAAGGGCACUUCAGGAUUUGAAAAACAUAUCGAUCAUUUAAUGAAACUGUCAGCUCUCUUUAAAGAAGAAGUGGAAAAAAGAGAUGGAUUUAAAUUAGUAACAAAUCCAUGUUUUAUAAACGUUUGCUUUUGGUUUAUUCCAUCGACUUUAAGGAUUCAGAAUUCAAUUUACGACUAUGAGAAAAGAUUACACGAGAACGUGAGUCUCUUGGAAACGUAUCGUUACAUCAUGGAAAAUGCAGCAGAUUCCAGAGUAGCAGAUUGGAUGUUAAUGAGUAAUCCGUUUUCAUUGUUAGGAAUUAUAUUUCUUUAUUUGCUCUUUGUUCUUCGUCUUGGCCCAUUAUGGAUGAAAAAUCGAAAACCGUAUAGUUUAAACAAAAUUAUGAUUUGUUACAAUAUUUUUAUGUCAACUGCCAGUGGAACUGUAUUUUAUGGGUUAUUAACAUCCGCCACAAAAUUUUCUCUUGGAUGCGAACCUCAUAUCGUUAUGAAUGAUCCUAAAUCUUAUCGUAUGGCUCGAUGGAUGUGGAGGCUCUUAAUGUUGAAAGUCCUCGAGUUGAGCGACACCAUCAUCUUCGUUCUAAGGAAAAAAUACAACCAAGCAUCUUUUCUUCACAUUUAUCACCACACGUCGACCGUUCUUCUUGCCUGGAUAGCAUGCAAAUUUGUCCCAGGUGGUAUGUGGCCAUUCACGAUUAUGCCAAACUGCAUCGUGCACGUGAUUAUGUACACCUAUUAUCUGCUCGCCUGCUUGGGCCCAGAAGUGCAAAAGAGGAUCGCGCCUUGGAAACAAUACAUUACGGGUUUACAAAUGAUCCAAUUUAUUAUUAUGAUAUGUUAUACGUUUCAAACUUUGUUGCCUUCGUGUGAACCAAAUCGAAAACCGAUAGCCUAUAUCUAUAUGUCGCAGAUCCUUAUCAUGUUUGGUAUGUUUUGCGACUAUUACAAGAAAUCAUAUCUCAAAAAAAAAAUGAAGUAAUAACGAUUCAGAGAGAAUCAGGAAAGUCGAGGUGAUUUCGGAUUACACGUUGUCUAAAUGCUACCAUGAAAAUCCAGUAAAAUCCAACCAUUGUGACCGCGUGAUAUGCUUCAUCCUGGAGGGCGUAUCUCUCUACACGGUGAUAAUUCCAUGAAAAAUCGGAAUGGAACGAUCGUGAAUGCUUGAUAAAAUGCGGUUGGUGGAACACAUUAGAAAGACACGCAUCAGGAAGCAAGCAUGGGGCAUGAUACAAGGGUAAAAUUCGCAUAUCCGAGUCAGUUCGCAUUUUUGCUCGCGGGGAUGCUUUUAGUCGAUCCUCUAUCCUUUUUUUUUUAUUUUUUUUUAUUUUAUUUUAUUUCUUCGUUUUCCCUUUCUCUCUCUUUCAUCAGUGUCCUCUCGAAACACAUAUUACAUUUCGUUUCGUAUAGUAUCGAUACAGCGGUGGCGCACGCGACAUGAUCGUGACUGUGAUUUUAUUAAAAUCCAGCAAACAGUGGAUCGACGUUAACGUUCGUUCCAUACUUUCACGGAAUAUUUUAUUCUUUCACUGAUAUUCGUUUGUAGUUUUGCAAAUUUUCCCUUUCUUUUAUUUUAGAAAUGUAAAAAGAUGAGACAGUAACUUCUUGAGGGAUGAAUUUAUUAAAAUCGAUGAAAAAUUAUAAUUUCUUUCUCUCUUUUUUUUUUAAUAACACAGUUUAUAUUGCUCAUUUAAUUAAUGUUAAAUUGUUAAUUUUUAAAUAAUAAGCUUCUUUGACAUGCGAUUAUUUAAUUUUUACACUUGAAUUCAUUAUCCCUCAAGCAAUUAAAUAUUUUGUUCGAAUAAAUCUACGCGAGAUAAACGUUCAAAUAAAGAAAAUUAAUUAUAGUUACAGUUAUACGCUAUAUAAGUUUUGGAUUUUACUUAUACAACGAACUUAUAUUUUACACAUAUAUUGGAAUAACAAACUGAAAUGUUUGUAUAAUAAAGGUUAUUAAAUUUAAAUAUUUCAGUGUUGAAUUAAAUAAUAAAAUAAAAUUUUCCAUAGAAUAAUGAGAUAAUUUCAGAAUGUAAUAUCAUAGAAAUGUUUUAUCAUAGUUUUUAAAAUUAUUUUUAAUUGAAUUUAAACAAAUUAAAUAAUCAAGUAUGGAAAGUUAAUUAUUUUAUAUUAAAGUACAACUUUGAUGAAUAAGUAGAAACAACUUAUUUUAAUUAUCAGACGUAGCUCGUAAUUAAAUAACAAGGAUUAUAACUUCUUAAAUAUUAACAAGUACAAUUACAAUUCUUGUAAAUUCCAUUAAAAGUUAUUCAAUUUGGUAAGAAAAUAUAAAAUUUCUUAGGAACAAUUUCAUAUAAAUUGUUUAAAUAAAUUUUUAUUCAUUCCUUUUGGGGUAAGAAAACUUUUCUUUUCUUAAUAGUAUAAUUUAAAUACUUUCCAUGUAGAUGCCAUUAGAAAGUUCAACGAGUAGUCUGUACUUUUAGUCCAGUAUCAUUAAUCAGCUUUUAAUAAUCCAACUUCAUUAAUCUUCAUUACUAAUUGUCCAAACUUCAUUAAUAAUUAAUUUGUAAAAUAUUUCUGUAUCAGGUUUUAAUAAUCAAACUUCAUUAGUCAAAUUUGUAAAAUAUAUAUUUUCCAAAUACUUAUUUUCUUUACACAUUAACUAUAUUGAUACAAAUUUUAAUAUAAUGCCCAAUAGAUUUUAAAAUUGAUCUGGUCGAAUUACGAUAUAUCAGUCUGAAAGUAUUGAUAUCCUUUUUAAUAAUUAUUUUAGCUUACGUUUAAUCGCUAUAACUUUAAUUAAUUUCUAAUUUCAAAGAGUUUAUAUAUAUUGUCGACACAAAAUAUCAUCCUUUUAAAUUAAAUUUACUAUAAACAAUUUUAUACGACUUAUUUGAAAUUAUUUAUCUCGCCGGAAUCAAAAACCAAUAUAACUUUUUCAACAUCACAAUAUAUCUUUUAAUGGACAUUUUAUACGCAUCUAUCCUAUAUGAGCUUGCAUCCCCCCUUACAGACACGUGUGCCUAAAGGGGUGACAUUACAGAAACGUUUUCCUGGCCGACCGAAAUUAGCAUAGAGGAUUACCGUGUCUGUGGCUUAAAGUCGACACGCAUGGUUGCACGCCGAUAAGAGUUUAUUAACGCUGGGUAUAUUUAUCUUGCAAUUUCGACCGACGCGAAACCCUUUACCCUCCCCUCAACUUUCCCUCUCAGGAUUCAGGAGGUAAGCUGGUCCAAAGAGCUAUCUAUAAUAUAUGUAUGCGUAUACAAUUUGUUAAAGAUGAUGAAUUGUUUCGAUUAUAAUAAUUUAUUUUUUUAUAAUAUUUUGUUCAAUGAAGAUAAUAUUAAUAAUUAUUGAGAGAGAAUGACUUGAAGAAACGAUAAGAAAAUUAUAUCAGAUUCAGAGAUAACAAAAUAUGUAAAAAACACAAUUUAUAAUAAAAUUUCUUAUAAAAA
This is a messenger RNA of Apis cerana (Asiatic honeybee), 5700 nucleotides long. Its product is annotated as cysteine sulfinic acid decarboxylase. The record is from RefSeq and is a predicted model, not a curated record. Lineage: Eukaryota; Metazoa; Arthropoda; Insecta; Hymenoptera; Apidae. Gene Ontology annotation, cellular component: cytoplasm; membrane. Gene Ontology annotation, biological process: carboxylic acid metabolic process. Gene Ontology annotation, molecular function: fatty acid elongase activity; carboxy-lyase activity; pyridoxal phosphate binding.